CCUCCUGCAGUGAGGAGGACAUCCUGAAGGAGCUGGAGGAGUUGUCUUUGGAGACGCACGGAGGCAAAACGAAGAAAGCCGACGCCGCUGACGAGGCCGAGGCCAUCGAGCCGCCAAAACCAGAGAAGAAGAAGACCAGGAAGGGCAAGAAGGGCGGCGCCAGCCCCGAAGAUGAGGAGGGCGACGAGGGCGAAGGUCAGGUGGACGGAGAGAGGAACGGAGAGCAGAAAGAAAACAAGAAGGCGCCUCCUGCUGCUCCUCCCUCUGACUCCGAUGACGACAGCGGCUCACGUUCUCGCCGCAACACAAAAGGAGGCAAAAAAUCUCCGAUGUCUGACGAAGACGAGGACAAAGGCGUGAGGAGGGGAGGAGGAGGGAAGGAGGAGGACAGGUCAGAGGACGAGGACGAGGAGUUCCCCUCCAGGAGGGACAAGAAGAAGAAGAACAAAGGCAAAGCGGCAAAGGCGGACAGCGAGGACGAGGACGAGGACGAGGAGGAGGGAGGAGGCUUCAAGAUGAAGACGGCGGCGCAGAAGAAGGCGGAGAAGAAGGAGAGGGAGAAGAAGAAGAAGGAGGAGGAAAGGCUGAAGCAGAAGAAGCUGAAGGAGAAGGAGGGCAGCGUGGAGCCCAAGAAAGAGCCAGAGAAGAAGACGGCGGCAGAGGCCACGCCCCCUCAGGUUGCUCCACCUCUUGCGGCGGCGGAGGAGCAGGAAGGGGCGGAGCCAGCAGGUGAAGAGGAGGCCGAGGGAGACAAGAAGAAGAAAGACAAGAAGAAGAAGAAGGGGGAGAAGGAGGAGAAGGAGAAGAAGAAGGGACCCAGUAAAGCCACAGUGAAGGCCAUGCAGGAGGCUCUGGCCAAGAUGAAGGAGGAGGAGGAGCGAGCCAAGAGGGAGGAGGAGGAGCGUCUGAGGAGGCUGGAGGAGCUGGAGAAGCAGAGGCAGGAGCAGGAGCGCCUGGAGCUGGAACGCAAGGAGAAGAAGAAGCAGAAGGAGAAGGAGAGGAAGGAGCGUCUGAAGAAGGAGGGCAAGCUGCUGACUAAAGCUCAGAGGGAGGCGCGAGCUCGGGCCGAGGCCACGCUAAGACUGCUGCAGGCUCAAGGUGUUGAAGUGCCAUCCAAAGACUCGAUGCCAAAGAAGAAGCCGGUUUACGGGGACAAGAGGAGGAAGAAGCCCAACGCUCAGACUCCUGAGGGUAACCUCCUCACCACUCCUCACU
Molecule: messenger RNA, 1215 nt
Organism: Plectropomus leopardus (leopard coralgrouper)
Lineage: Eukaryota; Metazoa; Chordata; Actinopteri; Perciformes; Serranidae
Source: RefSeq, a predicted model, not a curated record